UGCACAACGUAGUCCUUCCUUUCUCCUUGAUUGGGUGUUGGGGGUCGGGUGGAGGGAUUUGAAUCCGGUGGAAAAUAUUACCAAUAAUACAAUACAUACAGAAAGUAAAGAACGUGGUGUAUAUCGCCUUGACGUGAAGUCAGGGGCACUUCAUUAUAAAUAAACUGAAACUAGAGAAGAUGGGUUGAGAAGAAGCACAGUUUUGGAACGUUUUCAUUGUCAGAGUCUAGUUAGAGAGGUUCAGAAUCGCCAGCUCGACUGUGGAAACACUCUGUCUGUUGUCCAGGGGGCGGUGUGGUUCUGGACGCUGUUGUUCUGAAAGUCCCUUCCCCCUUCCCUCACUAGGAUGGAGUCUGGAGAUGUGAUUGCCUGGAGGGACGAAAAGGAGGAGCUGAGGGCGGAGCUAUCAAAGCUGCAGACUCUUCUGGCAGACAGCCGAGCAGAGAGAGAUGAGCUCGAGGGGGAGAAUCGAGCUCUGAGAGACAGGACCCCUCUCUCCGCAAACCCCUCUCUCGCUCUGUCUCUCUCAGAGCAGAGGGAGUUUCGGAGCAAGCUGAGAGCUUGUCGUGAGCGGGAGGGGAGGCAGGCACUGCUGGUGCAGAAACUGCAAGGCAAGGUGUGUCAGUACCGGUCUCGAUGCCUUCAGUUGGAGCAACAACUGCUGGGUAGAGAGAGUGAGCUGUGCCGGGAGGAGCUGCGUAUCCGUGGGGAGCACAGUGACAGUCUGGAGAGCGCCCUUAUCAGGAUGGAAGAGGAACAGCAGAGGUGCUUUGGGCUGGUAGAACUGAACUCCCUCCUGCAGAACCAGCUGGACCAAUCAGGAGAGGUGAAUCAGGCUUUGAGGGAGGAUCUCGGAAAGCUGACGGCUGAUUGGACCAGAGCUGUGGAGGAAGCGGGGCUCAAGGAAGGAGAGUGGCAAAGAGAGAGGGAGAUCCUGAGCUCUCACAUCUCCAAUGAACACAAACGCCUGCUUGCUCUCUGGAGAGCGGUCGUGACCUUCCGACGCCACUUUCUGACCAUGAAGAGCGCCACCGACAGGGAUCUGUCUGAGCUGCAAGCGGAUUUCUCUCGUCUCUCCACCUGCCUGCAGUCCAGCUGUGGGGCUGUGUGCGCCCUGCCCUCCUCUCCCCCUCCCCCAGAUCCCUCCCCUGCUCUCCAGGAGCUCACAGAGUCCCUGCAGCACAAGGAGCAGGAGCUGGCAGAGCUGAGGGUUCGAGCUGAAGCAGAGACAGAGGAGCUGAGAGAGAGGAUCGCUGAUCUCUCUGCCUCUCUGCUCUCCCUCAAAAUGGAGAGAGAAAAAGAGAGAGAGCUGGAGAGGGAGGAGGAGCAGGAGAGAGAGAUGGAGAGGGAAAAGGAGAGGGAGAGAGAAAAGGAGCGAGAGAGGGAGCUGGACUCCAUGCGGGAGGCUGUCGAGAGGCUGGCAGGAGUGGCCUGCGGGCAGAGGGGUGAUGGGCAGGGGGUGUGUCUCCCUCUCCCUGCUCACACAGCGGGGUUGGGGCUGCCUGCUCUCCAGAACACCAUCGCACAGGUAGAGAGCGCCCUCCGCAGAAGAGACAGUGAACUGCAGGAGGCCUCUCUGUUCUUGAGGAAAGCAGAGUUCGAGCAAGCGAGAAAGAGGGAGUCACUAGAGCAGCGAAUCAGACAGCUGGAACUGGAGGGGGCGGAGCUACGGGAGAGGGCGAGCCGAGAGGAGCGGGCACUGAGAGCUGCCAACGAAUCACUGAAGAGUGAAAAUGCGACCCUGCCGCCACUGAGGGAGCGACUGAGAGAGAUGGAGCGAGAGAACGAAGAACAGAGGAGAGAAAACGUGCGCCUGCAGAGUGAGAGAGAGAUGGAGAGAGAAAGGAGGGAGCAAGCGGAGGAGGAGAGAAGACAGCUGGAGAGUGAGAGAAAGGAACGACUCACCGCUCAGUCCCUGGCCAGCACUCAGAGCAGUGAGAGGAAGCAGGAGCUGUCCAGCCUGCGGGGGGCAUUAGAGAAAGUGGAGCUGAAGAAGGAGCUGGCAGAGAGAGAGAGGGACGAGCUGCAGGAAGCGCUGCACACGGCCCAGGACUCUGUCUCCAGCCUCUCCCUCUCUCAGACUCUCCUGCAGAAGGACUGUGCUGAUCUGAGGGACUCACUGGAGAAGAUGGGUGCUCUGAACGAGGCUCUGGCGAUAGAUAAGAGAGAGCUGCACUCCCAGAGCCUGCAGUUGGAGACAGAGUUGUCCAGUUUACAAUCCAGACUGGAGUCACUGGUCUCGGAGAGAGCCUCGCUGCAGAGGGAGCUGAGGACAGCGGAACGAGAGAGAAAGGAACUGGAAUCGGAGAGAGACCGGGCCUGGAGCACACUCCAACGAGCCAGCGAGAGAGAGAGCGAGAGGGAGAGAGAGGAGAGCGAAAGUAGAGAGGAGAUGCAGAGGAGAGAGGAGAGACUAGAGGAGCUGACCCGUCUCCAUGGCGACGCCUGCUCGGAGCUGCAGGCAUUGCGGGAGGAGAUGAGCCGGGUCGCAGAGAGUCAGAGCCGUGCGGAGCGCGACAAUGAGACGCUGCUGAGAGAGAGAGAGAAGCUGCAGAGCGAGCUGAGAGCGCUGGAGAAAGAGAAGGAGGGGCUGGAGCGAGAGAGAGAGGAAUUGAGGUCACUCCAGGAGACCCUGCACUGCGACCUCUCUGCAGCCAAUCACAAGAACUCCAACCUUCAGAUCCUGCAGGGUCAACUGGAGGUCAAAGUUCAAACCCUCUUGCAGGCGAAGGAGGUGCUGCAGGGGGAGAUUGAAUGCCUCCGCACAGAACUGCAGACUGAGACCACCCGCCUGCAGAGAGAGAAGGAUGGGCUGCUGCAAGACAUAGAGGAGCUGAGGGAGGAGGGGGAGAGGGCGAAGGAGAGGUUGGAGGGAGAGAGGGAGAGGCUGAGCCAGGAGCUGAGCCUCUCCCGGGAGAGAGAGGGGAGGGAGAGGGAGGAGAGGGAGAGGGGCAACACGGAGAGGGAGAGCUGGCAGAAGGAGAGGGAGGCUCUGAGCUCAGAGCUGGGAGAGAGGGAUGGAGAGGUGGACCGACUGGAGGAGAGAGUCAAAGCACUGGAGAGGGAAAGAGAGGAGCUGAGGAAAGAGCUGAGAGAGAGGGAGGCAGAGGUGGAGAGGCUGGAGAGAGAUCGCCGAGCAGGGGAAGAGAAACUCAGGGAGAGGUGUGCAGAGACACACAGACUGAGAGAGAAGCUGGAUGAGUUAGAGACAGAGAGAGAAGAACAACAGGACAGAGAGAACCAAGAGCUAAGAGAACGAGUGCAGGCGCUGGAGAAAGAGAAGGAAGGAACCAUGAGAGAGAGGGACGAGGAGAUCCAGCGACUAAGAGAACAAGCGAGGGAGCUGGUGAGAAAAGGAGAGGAAAGCAGGGAAAGAGCAGAGGCGCUGAAGGAGAGGCUGGAGGCAGCCAGGACAGAGGAGGAUGAGAAAGUGAGAGUGAGGGACGGAGAGAUUGAGACCCUGCAGAGGCUAAGGAGAGAAAGAGAGGUGGAGCACACCGCUGAGCUGAGGAGGAAAGAGAGAGAGGUGGAGAGGCUGAGAGAGAGGGAGGAAGAACUGGAGAGAGUAAGUGAAAGUUUAAGCACAGAGCUAGGAGAGAGGGAAGUAGAGAUCGAGAGAGUGAAAACCAUACAAAGAGAAAGAGAGGAACAGCAGACCUCAGAACUGAGUGAGAGGGAGGGAGAGGUGGAGAGGCUGAGAGAGAGAGUGGAAGAGCUAGAAGAAGAGAGAGCAGGGCUACACUUAAAGCUGGAAGAGAUGGAGAGAGCAAAGAUCCUACACAGAGAAAGAGAGGAACAACUGAUAUCACAACUGAUAGAGAGGGAGGGAGAGGUGGAGAGACUGAUAGAGAGGGUGAAGACUUUGGAAGGAGGAAGAGAAGAGAUUGCCAAGAUACUUGGAGAGAGGGAGGGAGAGGUGGAGAGACUGAGAGAGAGUGUGAAUGAGCUGGAGAGAGAGAGGGGGAAGGUGACGAUGGAGGUGAGAGAGAGGGAGGCAGAGAGAAAGAGACUGAGAGAGCGAAUGGAGGAGAUCAGGAGAGAAGGGGAGGAGAGACAGAGAGCCACCCUGAAGGAGAAGGAUGAAGAGAUUGAGAAAGAACGAGUGAGAGUGUUGACCCUACAGAGCGAGAGAGAGGGGAUGAGUGAGGAGCUGAGAGAGAGGGAGGGAGAGCUGGAGUCACUGAGGGAGAGAGUGAAGACUUUGGAAGGAGGAAGAGAAGAGAUUGCAAAGUUACUCAGACAGCAGGAAAAAGAGAUGGAGAAAGCAAAGACCUUACUGAGAGAAAGAGAGGUACAGCAGAUCUCAGAACUGAGAGAGAGGGAGGAAGAGGUGGAGACACUGAGGGAGAGAGUGAUGGAGCUGGAGAGAGAGAGAUCAUGGCUAACCACGGAGCUCAGAGAGAGUCAAGCAGAGACAGAGAGAGCAAAGAAUUUACAGAGAGAAAGAGAGGAACGACAGAUCUCAGAACUGAGAGAAAGGGAGGGAGAGGUGGAGAGGCUGAGAGAGAGUGUGGAAGAGCUAGAAGAAGAGAGAGCAGGGCUAGGUUUGAAGCUGGAAGAAAUGGAGAGAGCAAAGAUCCUGCACAGAGAAAGAGAGGAACGACAGAUCUCACAAUUGAGAGAUAGGGAGGGAGAGGUGGAUAGACUGAGAGAGAGAGUGGAGGAACUGGAGAGAGAGAGAGCAGGGCUAACCAUGGAGCUAGGAGAGAGGGAAGCAGAGAUAGAGAGAGUGAAAACCAUGCAAAGAGAAAGAGAUGAACAACAGAUCUCAGACCUGAGAGAGAGGGAGGGAGAGGCAGAGAGACUGAGAGAGAAGGUAAAGACUUUGGAAGGAGGAAGAGAAGAGAUUUCCAAGAUACUUGGAGAGAGGGAGGGAGAGGUGGCGAGACUGAGAGAGAGAGUGAAUGAGCUAGAGAGAGAGAGGGGGAAGGUGACGAUGGAGGUGAGAGAGAGGGAGGCAGAGAGAAAGAGACUGAGAGAGCGAAUGGAGGAGAUCAGGAGAGAAGGGGAGGAGAGACAGAGAGCCACCCUGAAGGAGAAGGAUGGAGAGAUAGAGAAAGAACGAGUGAGAGUGUUGACCCUACAAAGAGAGAGAGGGGGGAUGAGUGAGGAGCUGAGAGAGAGGGAGGGAGAGCUGGAGACACUGAGGGAGAGAGUGAAGACUUUGGAGGGAGGAAGAGAAGAGAUUGCAAAGUUACUCAGACAGCAGGAAAAAGAGAUGGAGAAAGCAAAGACCUUACUGAGAGAAAGAGAGGUACAGCAGAUCUCAGAACUGAGAGAGAGGGAGGAAGAGGUGGAGACACUGAGGGAGAGAGUGAUGGAGCUGGAGAGAGAGAGAUCAUGGCUAACCACGGAGCUCAGAGAGAGGCAAGCAGAGAUAGAGAGAGCAAAGAAUUUACAGAGAGAAAGAGAGGAACAACAGAUCUCAGAACUGAGAGAAAGGGAGGGAGAGGUGGAGAGGCUGAGAGAGAGAGUGGAAGAGCUAGAAGAAGAGAGAGCAGGGCUAGGCUUGAAGCUGGAAGAAAUGGAGAAGGCAAAGAUCCUACACAGAGAAAGAGAGGAACGACAGAUCUCACAACUGAGAGAUAGGGAGGGAGAGGUGGAUAGACUGAGAGAGAGAGUGGAGGAGCUGGAGAGAGAGAGAGCAGGGCUAACCAUGGAGCUAGGCGGGAGGGAAGCAGAGAUAGAGAGAGUGAAAACCAUGCAAAGAGAAAGAGAGGAACAACAGAUCUCAGACCUGAGAGAGAGGGAGGGAGAGGCAGAGAGACUGAGGGAGAGGGUAAAGACUUUGGAAGGAGGAAGAGAAGAGAUUUCCAAGAUACUUGGAGAGAGGGAGGGAGAGGUGGAGAGACUGAGAGAGAGAGUGAAUGAGCUAGAGAGAGAGAGGGGGAAGGUGAUGAUGGAGGUGAGAGAGAGGGAGGCAGAGAGAGAGAGACUGAGAGAGCGAAUGGAGGAUAUCAGGAGAGAAGGGGAGGAGAGACAGAGAGCCACCCUGAAGGAGAAGGAUGGAGAGAUAGAGAAAGAACGAGUGAGAGUGUUGACCCUACAAAGAGAGAGAGGGGGGAUGAGUGAGGAGCUGAGAGAGAGGGAGGGAGAGCUGGAGACACUGAGGGAGAGAGUGAAGACUUUGGAAGGAGGAAGAGAAGAGAUUGCAAAGUUACUCAGAGAGAGGGAAAAAGAGAUGGAGAGAGCAAAGACCUUACUGAGAGAAAGAGAGGAACGACAGAUCUCAGAACUAAGAGAGAGGAAGGGAGAGGUGGAGACACUGAGGGAGAGAGUGAGGGAGCUGGAAGGAGAGAGAGCCGGGCUGGGAUUGAAGCUGGAAGAAAUGGAGAGAGCAAAGAUCCUACACAGAGAAAGAGAGGAACGACAGAUCUCACAAUUGAGAGAGAGGGAGGGAGAGAUGGAGAGACUGAGAGAGAGAGUGGAGGAGCUGAAGAGAGAGGGGGGGAAGGUGACGAUGGAGGUGAGAGAGAGGGAGGCAGAGAGAAAGAGACUGAGAGAGCAAAUAGAGGAGAUCAGGAGAGAAGGGAAGGAGAGACAGAGAGCCACCCUGAAGGAGAAGGAUGAAGAGAUAGAGAAAGAACGAAUGAGAGUGUUGACCCUACAGAGAGAGAGAGAGGGGGUGAGUGAGGAGCUGAGAGAGAGGGAGGGAGAGCUGGAGACACUGAGGGAGAGAGUGAAGACUUUGGAGGGAGGAAGAGAAGAGAUUGCAAAUUUACUCACAGAGCAGGAAAAAGAGAUGGAGAGAGCAAAGACCGUACUGAGGGAAAGAGAGGUACAACAGAUCUCAGAACUGAGGGAAAGGGAGGGAGAGGUGGAGACACUGAGGGAGAGAGUGAGAGAGCUGGAGAGAGAGAGAACAGGGCUAACCACGGAGCUCAGAGAGAGGGAAGCAGAGACAGAGAGAGCAAAGAAUUUACAGAGAGAAAGAGUGGAACGUCAGAUCUCAGAACUGAGAGAGAGGGAGAGAGAGGUGGAGAGGCUGAGAGAGAGGGUGGAGGAGCUAGAAGAAGAGAGAGCAGGGCUAGGCUUGAAACUAGAAGAGAUGGAAAGAACAAAGAUCCUACACAGAGAAAGAGAGGUACAACAGAUCUCGCAACUGAGAGAGAGGGAGGGAGAAGUGGAGAGGCUGAGAGAAAGAGUGGAGGAACUGGAGAGAGAGGGAAGGAAGGUGAUGGUGGAGGUGAGAGAGAGGGAGGGAGAGGUAGAGAGGCUGAGGGAGAGAGUGAAGACCUUGCAUGAAGGAAGAGAAGAGAUUGCCAAGUUACUCAUAGAAAGAGAGGGAGAGGCAGAGAGGGUAAAGACUGUACUGAGAGAAAGAGAGGAACGACAGACCUCAGAACUGAAGGAGAGGGAGGGAGAGGUGGAGAAGCUGAGAGAGAAGGUGGUAGAACUACAGAAACAGAAGAACAGAGAGAUAGAGAGGUUGAGGGAGAGUGUGGAAGAGAGCUGGAGAGAGAGGGAGGGAGAGACAGAGAGGCUGAGAGAGAGAGUGGAGGAGCUGGAGACAGACAUUGUGAGUUGGAAAGAACGAGAAGAAAUGAAGCAAAGAGAGACCGACACUCUGAACAAAAGGGUGGAGGGACUCGAACAAGAGGAGGAGAAACUAAGAGCCAUGGUGAGGGAGAGGAAGAGAGAGGCGGAGAGACUGAUAGAGAGGCUGAAGGAGCUGGAGAGAGGAGGAGAGAGGGAGAGAGACAUUGAGAGACUUAAGGAGAGAUUGGAUAAGAAGAGCAGAGAGGUCAUGAAGCUGAGUGACAGAGUGGAGGAGCUUCAGAAAGAAGGAGAGAAACUGAGGAAGAGAGAGAAGGAGACGGAGAGAGUGAGAGUGAAUGAGCUGGAGAGAGAGAGGGAGGGACAGGUAGAGAGACUGAAGGAGCUGGAGAGAGAAAGAGAGGGGCUGAGAGACAGGGAGGAAAAGGUAGAGAGGCUGAGAGUGAGGGUGGAGGUGAAAAACCAAGAGAUGAGGGAGAUGCAGAUGGAAGGGGUAAGACUGAGAGCUGCAGUGAGGGAGAGGGAGGGAGAAGUGGAGAGACUGAGAGAGGGAGUAGAGAAUAGGAACAAGGAGAUGGAGAGACUCCGGGAACGGGUGAGGAAGCUGGAGAGAGAGAGAGGGAGGGAGGGAGAGGUGGAGUGGAGACAGAGAACUGGGAACCUGGAGCAGGAAGUCAGACCACUGCAGGAAGGGGUGGCUUCAUUGUCGACACACCCCCUGCAGGCUGAGCCAGCUGGUCCUCCAGUCCUGCUGGGGGGAAAUAUAUUCCAGGAGAGACUCUCAUCCAUGCAGAGGGCGGUGGCACAGCUGGAGCACGAGAAGCAACAGCUGGAAGAGGAGAGAAAACAUCUGGAGCGGCGAGCGGAGAGACUGAGGAGAGAGAGAGGGCAGCUGAGAGAGACACUGAGCCGGGUGGAGCUGGAGCGUGUUCGUCUUCGUGACGAGCUGUCGGCCCUUUCCUCAUCACAGCGGGAGCACAGGACACCCAACAGUUCAAAGCAGUUCUCCAGAGGGUCCCAACUUCCAGAAGGGGAGGAGAGAGAGAGGCUGAGAGAGAGGGUUCGAGAGCUGGAGGAGCAGGUACACGUUCUCCGGAGGUCGUUGGCUCUCGACUCCCAGGAGAGGGCGGACUUUAUCGAGCGCUCCUCCAGGAACAACCAAUGGCUACUCUCCCUGCGGCAGGACCUCAGCCAAUCGCUGGCCCUGGUCUCACGGGAGCCCCUUCCCUCUGUGUUGGAGUCCGAGACGCAGCGAUUGGACAGGAGCCUCAGGGAGGAGGAGCUUAAAUUAUCACUCAGCCAAUUCCGAGGCUCAGGAGACGCUUCUAAAAUUGGAUGACUUGAUCUAUACUCUUGGCAUAUUACAGACUAAACAUAGAUGCAAGAGAAAAUGUGACCAAUAGGGGGAGCUCUGUACAUCAGAUGGCACUAAUAGGCUAGAUCUUGGAACAGCAAAUAAGCCUUCAAUGCCUUUAUUAAACCAACAAGAGCAAUGCUGCUGCAGCUUUAAGAGCUUCUCAAUGGGAAUCAAGAAUUCCACAAGGCCCUUGCAGUGAUCAGCUGUUUACAACAUCCUGCCAGGAAUGGAUCACCUGAAGCCAGUGGAAACCCCAUUGAACAGCACAUGGAUUGAAACCUCUGAUGGGCUAGGGCUCACUCUAUGGGCUGCAGGGGGAGUUGUUUAUGAACUCUUCCUGUCAAACUGCAGAGCUCUGAGUGGGACUCGGCUUUACUCCUGCAGUGCAGUAUAGUCCCCAGGUCCCUUUCCAAAACUCUGUUACAUUGUUUUAUACAGAUUUGACUCUGCACUGUUAGUAACACUUUGUAAUAUUGCCUUUUAGCUUUCUGUAACAUUUUAACUUAUUACAUUUUUAUAUUUAAAAAUUG
Messenger RNA from Acipenser ruthenus (sterlet), 9384 nucleotides. RefSeq names its product centrosome-associated protein CEP250. The coding region runs from base 347 to 8836 and encodes 2829 amino acids. The record is from RefSeq and is a predicted model, not a curated record. The transcript is spliced from 22 exons. Lineage: Eukaryota; Metazoa; Chordata; Actinopteri; Acipenseriformes; Acipenseridae.